GGCGCGCAGGCCUUCUCCGAGAGGAGGGGCGGGGCGCGGGGCGGGGCGAGCAGCGGCGGAUUGGCGGGCACGCCCCCUCGCCCGCGUCCCCCUCUCCGCCUCUCUCCACCGCCUCCUCUGGCUCCCCGGUCAGAGGGCCGGAGCGAGAAGAUGGCGAAGACGUACGAUUAUCUCUUCAAGCUCCUGCUGAUCGGCGACUCGGGGGUAGGCAAGACCUGCCUCCUGUUCCGCUUCUCAGAGGACGCCUUCAACACCACCUUCAUCUCCACCAUCGGAAUUGAUUUUAAAAUCAGAACGAUAGAACUAGAUGGCAAGAAAAUUAAGCUUCAGAUAUGGGACACAGCGGGUCAGGAAAGAUUCCGAACAAUCACGACAGCGUACUACAGAGGAGCCAUGGGCAUUAUGCUGGUCUAUGACAUCACAAAUGAAAAAUCCUUUGACAAUAUUAAAAAUUGGAUCAGAAACAUUGAAGAGCAUGCCUCUUCCGAUGUUGAAAGAAUGAUCCUGGGUAACAAAUGUGAUAUGAAUGACAAAAGACAAGUGUCAAAAGAAAGAGGGGAGAAGCUAGCAAUUGACUAUGGGAUUAAAUUCUUGGAAACAAGUGCAAAAUCCAGUGCAAAUGUAGAAGAGGCAUUUUUUACACUUGCACGAGAUAUAAUGACAAAACUCAACAGAAAAAUGAAUGACAGCAAUUCAGCAGGAGCAGGUGGACCAGUGAAAAUAACAGAAAAUCGAUCAAAGAAGACCAGUUUCUUUCGUUGCUCACUACUUUGAUGAACUCUUUCUGAGAGACUGCAGCACACCUAGAGGGCCCUUUCCUGCUUCUCUGAAAGCACAGGUCACCCAGCCUCAGAAUCACACCUCCCGGCUGCUGCUGAGAGCACCACUGAACUUAGACCUCUCAACACAGAAUGCCAAGUGGAUUCCAGCCUCAUGGCCUAGCAAAAGAACAGGCUCCUUUUUUCAAACAUGGAAGCAAUGAAGUGGAGACACAUGCAGGACCUAACUCGUUUUUUCCUUGUUUUAUUACCUGUUGCAGAAGCUGUUAUCUUUCUUUUUUACUUUGCACAUCAGUGUUAGCCUUUCCCUAUUUCAGCACAAUCUUAGACUCAUAUUUGCACACUUUUGUGUCAUGAAGUUCUAGACAAAUUUGUACAUGUGGCAAUGUUAAAAGAGCAUUUACAGCAGAGGUUAAUAUACUAAAAUUAAAGGGUAUUUGGUCUGGUUCAUAUGGUCAAAUAUUACUGCCUUGGUGGCAUUUAUUUAAGGGCUUUUUCUUAAAUAAGAAUCAUUAAAGUCAUUUAAAAAUUUACUGAAAUGCCCAUCUUGUCAUCAAAGGCCACAAUUUCUUUAUUUCUUCAGAUUAAGAGCUUUGCCUCAUCCCUGACCUGUUUGCCAGAGUUUGGGUAGCUGAAUGAAUCACUUUUUAAAAUGAUUACCUCUGCCUAAUCUAUAGAAACUGCUUUUGGAAAUCACCAUAAUCUCAUUUUUCCCUGGGGUUUGUAUUUGCUAUUCUUUCCCAUGUUUGACUUAACUGUAAUCACUCAGUUACCUAAAACUAAUAACAUAUUUGAACAUUAUUAUCUGUUUCUAUCUGUGAACUUCUUGAGCUGAAAUUUUGCGUGGGCUGAGAGAUAUACCAUUUAGGGUUUUAGUGCAGCAUCUAACUGUGAUUCUGUCAAGAAGGAUAUGUAAUACAUUUUUUCUUAGGUUCACUCCUUAGCUGGCUGGUUUAGUUGUAAUACCAAAUUCCUACCAUAAUCCCUGUCUACAAAAGUUAGGUUUAGAUUUUAGUUUGUGGAAACCUUCCCUAUAUAGAGACAGAUUAACUUGUUGAUAUAAAUUUAAUAGAGCUAGUUCUUGGUAAUGGUGAAAAUAAUGAUUUUUGGUUGGUUUUAUUUGGGAGAUAUUUUUAGAAAUAAAAGUACUUAGACCUAGUGCAGCCUCUAGGACAAGUCUUGCCUUUUCAUUAGAGAAAACAGGACCAAGGUUUCAGUUUUCAAACAGCUGUUGUUGAAUGUGUGGAACCCAGUUCCAUCUGUUUUGGUUCAUUGUUACAGAACUUAGUCCAGUCAUUUGGGCUAAAGCCAACCAAAAGCUUAGUUGCCUUUCUCAACAAACACUGGUACUGGUAUACUUUUGUAGAUGAAACCAUCACAAGGUAUUUAGUGUUAACUUCUGUGCCAAAUUCAGAUCACUAUGUCAUUGCUGUUGCUCUAGCCUUCAGUGUCAUAACACAGAGGGGGAAUGAGGGAAAUGAAUUCUGUUAAUAGUUAUUCUCCCUGGUAUGCCUGUUUUGCUUCACAAAGGCUACUAUCAUGCUGGAUAGUUAAGAACAGGAGAUGGCAGUGGAAAGGGAUUGCUUGUUACCACAGAGAAUUCUCUUCAAAUUAAGAUAUGUCAUUAGAAUGCUUGGACCAGUCAAUCUUUUGUACUUAUUUGAAAAUAUAGGAACAAUUUAGCAGCUGCAAAUAUGCCCAAGCUAUUUUUAAUAGAUAUACUAAACUUAUUGUUGACAAAUUUCAGCCUCCUUAAUUUUUUUUUUUGGUAAUUACCUAUAGGCUUAAAAGUCAUUCAUUGCUGUUCUAGUAUAAUUAGUAGUUCCAUGAUUGAAAGUUUAUUGUAAUUCUACUAUCUUCAAAUUAGAUACAUUUUCAAAAGGAAAAGAUGAUUUUUUAGAAACAUCUUAUAUUCACUAUUUCCUGAAAAAAAUCCAAGCAGUUAAGCUUUCUGGAUGGUAACAAAGUACCUUCUAAAAGAUAAGUGCUAUGACACCAUGUAUGAAUGUAAUUCUCUUAGUAAUUUACCUCUGACUAUUUGGUGUCUUAACGCUUUGGUUUAUAUAAUCUCAGGGGUUGUCUGUAAACCAAAACUGACAUAUUCUGUGGUUAGCUUUUAUUACUUUUUUUUUUAACAGAAUGCUUUGCUCUGGUUAUAUUUCUUCUUUCUUUCUUUGUCUUAUAUGGAUUAAUAACUAGUCUCCGUGAACUUCACUUGAAAGAGCCUGUGAAAGUUAGAUGAGCCCAAAAGUGCUCUUUGAAGUAGCAGCAAAUUGGGAGUAUAUGCUCUGUUAUAUAGAAAUAAAUUGUCCUUGCUAUUUUCUUACAUUUAGCUUUGCUAGAUUGUAUAUACAUUGAGCUAAGACCUUAGGAAAUUCACUUUCUGCAUGAUAAAAUGACCCAAUAAAUGUUCCACUUUGCUUAAUAAUGUACAUACAGUGCAUUAUUUUUUCUAUUUGUAGAUGAAUUUAAUGACAGAUAAUUGUCUGUUCCCUGCUGAAACUGAAGAAAUCUAGUUUUUUUGUGAACAUUUUUGUGGUCUUAUGGAUAAGGUACAUGAAGAUUUUUGCAGCAGUAUUAGUUGUUCAGUGGCUGCACUUUAUUAUCAGUGUGUUAAUUUUUGACAAUGAUUGGACUAGACCUUUUCAAAUAGAGUCUGAGGGUAUCAGACAGUGAAAAUGUGCUGUAACUAAGUAGCAUGUAAAUCAGUUGAUUGUAAAACGUUUCGCUGGGAACUUAUUUUAGCUAUAUUUUACUUCAGACAGAUUAUGAUACAAUAAUCUACCUGUGCAUCAGUUAGUAGGUGCUGCAGGGUUUCUUACUAUUUACAGAAACAUUUUGUGCCGUCUUCGUUAUACUAAUUUUCAGAAGACUAUACUCUUUACUUUGAAGGUCUAUUUUUUAAUUAUACCUCAUUUAGCUAACUUAGUAUUCUAAUACCUGGUAGAAAAACAGUGAGCCAGCCUUUAAGCAUCUAACAAAAUUUAGACGCUUUGUUUUGUUUUGAACUGAAGACAUCACUGGGAAAGGUAGGAAAUAUUAGUUUAGAAUAGAGCAUACAUGUCAUAUCCAGUAGCAUAAGAAAGGUAUUAUCUCCCUGUCUCCAUUAAUAAAUUUAGCUGUGCAAUAUAGGUGCGUUUUUGCAGAAGUUUCUAAGUAAGAGAUUGUAACUCCAUUUUACAGGUUCUGAAUGCUCAGAGUCUAUAUUAAGGCUUAUAAAGUUUUUCCUGUGAUCAGUAAGUGAUACAUUUAAGCAGACAUUCUUUUCAAGUUCAUGACUUAGAUUCCUUUACAAAUUUAGUUCUCAAUCUUUAAAGAUGAGCUUCUAAGCUUAAAAUUUAAAAACCACAUUUCAUUAUGUUGGUUUACUUAUUGUAAAUUUUAAGCACUCAUUUCUGCAAUCAGGUUUCUUAGAAUUUUUUUUUUUUUAAACAGAAGAGACAUUCCUUUUUCCUUGUUACAUCCAAGGGGGGCACAGGGGUAGGUGGAAAGGAAUGUCUAAAAAUGAAAUCCCUUGAUACAGAGGGACCUAGACGGACAGGAUAUGCUAAAAGAAUUUCAAAUUCUAGCACAGUUUUAGAGCAGAAUAAGUCAUUUUUUAGACUAAUAAAAUUAAUGGCUGUCAUGUUCACUCUGAAAAAAAUCUAAAUGACUGAAAUGUACAGAAAUAAAAAUUAGCAAACAAUUAUUCUAGGGAUAUUUUCAGAUUUUAUUUCAUUUCUUGAAAUGCGUGUGCCAUAUGCAAUUGCAUUUCUUGUGCCAAGAAACUAAUAGAACUUAUUUCCCUUUCUUACCUUUUUUUAAAAUGUGAAUUUAGUUAUUAUAGUUCAAUGUUAUGGCCUUACAGAUGGGUUUUAUUUUGUUUGCAGCUGACACUGCAGUUCCUUUCAUGCAAAAUACCAUAAACUGUUUGAUGAAAAUCAUGCCCCAAUGGAAACUCUCUAGUUUUUCCAUAUAAUUAUCCUACUGUACAUGUUUAAACAUAUUUUAUUUUUGCCCCAAUGGCUUAAUGUGAAAAGCUCCUGCAGAUAAGUGGACCUGUCAUGUGGUUAAUCUUGUUUAAGCCAAUUCAUUAACUGUGUACUGAUACCGAUGCUAUGUUUUUUUUUAAUGGAUUUUAUUCCAGGUGAACUUUUUUUUUAUAAUAAUGUUCGUCUAAAAUAAAAACUACAUAAUGAAAAUGAAAA
Messenger RNA from Nomascus leucogenys (northern white-cheeked gibbon), 4966 nucleotides. RefSeq names its product RAB8B, member RAS oncogene family (gene RAB8B). The record is from RefSeq and is a predicted model, not a curated record. NCBI's taxonomy places the organism in Eukaryota, Metazoa, Chordata, Mammalia, Primates, Hylobatidae. Gene Ontology annotation, biological process: regulation of exocytosis; protein secretion; protein localization to plasma membrane. Gene Ontology annotation, molecular function: GTP binding; GTPase activity. Gene Ontology annotation, cellular component: synaptic vesicle; endosome; trans-Golgi network transport vesicle.